This is a messenger RNA of Soboliphyme baturini, 1185 nucleotides long. NCBI's taxonomy places the organism in Eukaryota, Metazoa, Nematoda, Enoplea, Dioctophymatida, Soboliphymatidae. The record is from the annotation of a GenBank genome assembly.
GCGUCUGGCACAAUAUCAGCCUUAUUAUUCAGCGAAUUGUGUGGCAGAAUGAUUCGCUUGCUGGACGAACGCUCCUUGCUGAAGAACCGACUUGACGUAGUCGAGAUGCAGCAAAAGUUGAAUCAACUUCAUUCGCAUGGUUUUCUUAACAUGGAGCACAAACUAAAGAUUCAAGAAUUAGAAGCAAAAUGCAAUGAACAAGAGCGUCAACUAAGACUGCUGCUAUCGCAAGUUUCAUCGGGUAAAGUCGAUUUCAAAAGCAUACUUCACAGUCAGCAAGUUCAAAUCAGACGGCUUACAGAGGAAAAUAUGGCCAUAAAGUCGGUGGUGACCAAUCGGUUUGUUAAGUCAGACGAUGCCAUCUUCACGGCGUUUCUCGAACAAAAGGAUCUCAUAUGCGAGCUUAAUAAGGAAUUUGCUGAAAAAAGUAGCGAGUUAGAAAAGGCACUCCUACAGAUCGAAAUCCUGCGCCAAGAGACUCUUGAUCAUCACCCAAGAACGACUGAUGACAAGAAACCAGCUUCCCCUGUCGAAGAUACCAAAGUUCUCAACGUUCUUGUUCUACUCUCAGUCAAAAAUCUGGUAUUGCAAAAAGCGCUUGAAGAAUGUAGGCAACAAGUUCAAAUGUUGAGCGAAUAUUUUGGUAAUGAAAACAGCCUCCGGUUGUCAGAACAUCGGAAGGGGUUGGACAGCACCUCGGAAUCGAAGACAAAAUAUUUGGGAAUUUUAGAGAUCAUCGAUGUCGAGAGGUUCACACUUCUCCUCAUCACGAACAUGGCACCGUAUAUGUUGGAGGGCUUAUCACCUCGUUUGCCGGCAUACCUCAUCACUAUGGCGCUUCUUUAUUAUGAUUAUGUCGAAGAUGCAACUCAGCUGAAUCACCUGGUUCAUCUGGUAUCAAAAGAAAUUCGUAACAAGUUCGCAGAAAACGAGAUCGAGACCAUCCUACAGCAUUACAGUCCUCAGGAAAACUACGAAGAAAAAAUUAGCGUCGAAUUCUUUCAGUCACUCAGGCAAGGGCUGUUAAAGGUGCGCUCUCCGACUGAUCUGAAAUGUAGCUUCUCACCGGAAGUGGAUGAUCCCUUAGUCGAAGGAUUGCGUUUAGAAUUUACCUCGUCGUUCAAGGUUAACUUAGCGGAAGUGAUGAUUCCGUUAUGGCUAAAAGAUUAUGUACAGAAACUGUAA